UAUUAUUACUUGAUAAACAUCCAUCCCACAACAACAACCAAAUAUACACAACAUGAAGAUAUCAUUCUUCACUUUCAUCCUCAUCUCCACCUUCUCACUUUCCUCUAGCCAAUCUCCUGUCCUAGACACUAACCAAAUGCCACUCGUAACCGGCGUCUCCUACUACAUCGUGCCAGCCGUUAGCGGCAGGGGCGGUGGCGUAAAACUAUCCCCCACAACGCUAAACCAGACAUGCCCGCUAGACGUGGCGCAAGAAAACAACGAACGAUUAAACGGGCUACCAUUAAAUUUCCAACUAGCCAUCCCCAACCGAGGUGGUGUCAUUCGUGAUACCGCAGAUUUUAACAUUAGAUUCACGGGUGCGAGAACAUGUGGUAAGCCUGCGGUUUGGCGGAUUGAAGAGGUCAACGGGCAACGGGUUGUGUCGAGCCGUGGGACCUUAGGGAACCCGGGCAAAGAAACCUUAAGCAAUUGGUUUAAGUUUGAGAAGUAUGAUAAUGAUUACAAGAUUGUUUUCUGCCCUGGUGUGUGUAACACUUGUAGGCCAGCUUGUGGAACUAUUGGUACUACUAUUGCUAAAAAUGGACGUAGAAGUUUGCUUUUGAGUAAUGAUCCUCUUAAGGUCAAGUUCAUAAAGGCAUAGAAAUUAAUGGGUUGAUUAUCAAAGUCAUAAAUCUUAUAAUGUAAUCUUGAUAGUGGAUUUUAGAUCUUUAUCUUAUUGUCAAUAAAACGGGCGCGUACUUGAACCGAUCUCUAU
This is a messenger RNA of Helianthus annuus (common sunflower), 757 nucleotides long. RefSeq names its product kunitz trypsin inhibitor 5. The transcript has a single exon. Lineage: Eukaryota; Viridiplantae; Streptophyta; Magnoliopsida; Asterales; Asteraceae. The record is from RefSeq and is a predicted model, not a curated record. Gene Ontology annotation, molecular function: endopeptidase inhibitor activity. The coding region runs from base 53 to 643 and encodes 196 amino acids.